CGGCGGACACUGCGGUAGACUGUGCUGUCGCCGACGGCAUUAUGGAAGACGAGAAUGCUAAGGCAGCAUGUCCUGCCAGCCGCCUUCGCUGUCGUCGAGCUGAAUGCAUAUCUCGCUUCUCUCGCUUGUCUGUAUCAGAUGCUGCAGUACGGUUACCAAGGCCGCGCAAAGCCGGGAACACUCGGCACACGCGUGAAGAUGGAGCUGCAAAACUGUGUCGAAUCAAGAGCAAAGCAAUGCAUCGGCCUGCCAGUGUGAAUGCUUCGGUGAGGUGGUGGUGAAGCCCUGACCACGGCUGUUUCCAGACGCACACAUAUGAAACGCCGAUGAUCGUCACGAAGGUACGCAUACAUAAAACCUCCGUCAAUUCCUCAAUUCAGAUACGCUUUCCCCAUAUGCCCAUCUUCCUAUCGAGCGCCGGGGCUGUACUCCACACUCCCCCAGAUGCAUCAUUACUCCGCCCUCGGGACUCAUCUCCACCUUUCCGAGCGAUGCGACCCAAAUAUGCCCGGGUCUAACCGUAUCACCCCUCCAGAAGGAUAGAUAUAUAUAAACACCAAACCCUGCCUCUUGAGCAGCAGAUCAACUCACACAGCAGUUG
Messenger RNA from Saitoella complicata NRRL Y-17804, 601 nucleotides. RefSeq lists its product as uncharacterized. The record is from RefSeq and is a predicted model, not a curated record. The transcript has a single exon. NCBI's taxonomy places the organism in Eukaryota, Fungi, Ascomycota, Saitoellomycetes, Saitoellales, Saitoellaceae. Bases 55 to 258 code for a protein of 67 amino acids.